This is a messenger RNA of Symbiodinium sp. CCMP2456, 2727 nucleotides long. The record is from the annotation of a GenBank genome assembly. Lineage: Eukaryota; Dinophyceae; Suessiales; Symbiodiniaceae.
AUGGAUUUCCCUUCGAGGAACGGCAGCUUGGGCAUGCGGUCGGAUGGAAAGAGGAUGAUUGUCACCAAGGCGCCGUCAGCCCGGACCGAUAAUCAAGGCGACUUGAACCCUAUGGUUGACGAUGCAGACCUCGUGAAGGAAGUCGUCUACUCAUUGCUGGGUGCUAAAGGUGGCGCCACCUCCACGCAGCAGGUGCAGGUUGCCAUCAACUCCUCCUUGAUUCAAAUUGCCAAGACGAACUUUCCCUUGGUGGUGGCCGCAGUCUUUUCGGCCCUGGAAACACAGAAGGUCUCAGACCAGCACAAGCUGCAGCUCCUUCGCCUCCUCUGCCAAGUCCUCGAGACGAGACGUAGCGACACGGAGGGAAAGCCCUGCGAGGUCGACAGGACCUUGGCCAAGAACCUCACCAGGCACCUGGUGGCAGAGGUUUUGGUGGGGGCAGGGGAUGCCCGACAGCGCGCCGUAGCCGACGUGCUCGUAGAGUUGGCCCCGAUGCACCCGGACUUGGUCAUCGGUGACCUCUUGGCUGGCAUUGCUUCAUCUUCUUCGGAAAAGUCUGAAAAGGAGAAGCUGCCAGUGCAAUUGGUGCAGAUCCUCUCGGAGGUUGCCAGCACGUUCCCAUUGAGCCUUCGGUCGCGGCUGGACGAGGUUCUGACAAAGUAUUUCGCUCUGCUGCAGAGCUGUCGCGGUGGAGACCUUCCCAUUCUGCUUCUGCGUGCCUGGUGUUCGCUCAGUGUGGCCAUGGUCUGUUGCGCUACAGACCUCAGCGAGCCCCUGGACGUGAGCGAUCCGACCUUCACCCGAGACUUUGCCGAGGCCUCCAAAGUGAUCCGAAAUGCAGGCAAGGGUCUGGCAGCUCGAGCCCUUCCUGACGACUUCAAGAAGGCAGCGCAGAUCCUGGGCGCUGUCUUCGCCUUGGUCAUGAGUGCGUGGCCGACAUGGAAGGACUUGAACCUCCGGGUGGCAGCUGUUGAGACCUUGGGGCACAUCAGCCUCGUCAUUCCAAAAGAUCAGUUCCUGACAAACGCUGAUUCGUUGCUAGAGCAUAUCGCGUCAUUGUUGUCCCGCCAGGGUGCCUUCACCACGGCAGCAAGCCCCUUGCCACCUCUUCGACUGCUCCGUGGGGCAUCACUGGCCCUGCAGGCUUGCAUCGACGCCGAUCCAGAAAUACUCACACUGGAGAGCACAUUACAGACUAUGCUGUCUUCUCUCUUUGCCUGGGCUGCUCUCAGAGGUCCUUUGCAGGAGCCUGGGUUGAGCCAGGAGGCCUUGCAAAGCCAGGCGGAGCUUCUCCAAUGCUUCGAAAUCCUCGCCGAGUGCUUUGCUUCAGAGACCUAUGGCUUCUUGCUGCAGAAGGCGAAGGGUACCCGCGAGGAACGCCUGGCUUCGCUGAUGGUUCUCCGUCACCUUCUGGGAGGGCGGGCUGCUAGUGGAGCUGUCAACAUCGUCGAAGGCAUUCAGCAGCUGCUGCUCGAUCACGAUCCCACCGUGGGUCUGAUGGUGGGAGAGUUGCUGGUCGCAGCAGCGAAUGCAGACUUGCUUGCCAGUGCGGCAGAGGCCGCGAAAGGGGCUGCGAAGACGGAGCAGGUGAACAACUUGAUCAACUCCUUGGUGCGCCUGACUGCCAGAAGUCAGGUCGCUGACACGGAGCAGGGCUACAUGCCCAAGUUCGUUUCGAAGGGCUACCGCAACGAUGGUCCCACGGCAGAGGAAGUGCGGAGUCGUGCCGGAUCCAUUUUUGACCAGCUCGUCGAUGCCGCCCAGUCCAGGCUGUCUUUGAGAUCUAUCUUGUGGCCCCUACUAUUGAAAGCUCUCAUGAAUCCGGCCCUGCUGCCGGGCCUGCCAGUUCUGUGCCGGACAGUCUCACAGCUACUCCAGUGUGCGAGAGCUAAAGCAGAAGCCGACGACACCAACGACGACUCCGAGGGAGCCUUGCUAGGAGGCCUACAGGCAAUCAGAUCCAGCACAGCAAGUCCUUCGAUGCCUUCCAGCGAGAUGCUGCUGGUCUGGCUGCUGGUCUGUGCGCAUCAUCCGAUGGAACCUCCUGGGCUCGGCCUCGCCGUUCUCCAGUGCUUGGGGGCGCUGGCCGGUGCUCUUCAUCCGGUGCUGGGGCAGCUCUGGGAGGCUCCCUCCAAGCGACUACAGACUCUCUGUGGCCACCUUGAGGAAGCUUCCUCUGUUGCCGGGGCAUGCUUGGACGUCGACCUGUGGGCAUCAGCGAUGGCACAAGAAUUGCAUUUCUUUCUAUCCGCCCUGCCAGAUCAUGACGACCUGCCCGGCAAGCUCUGCGACAUUCUUUGCGGCUUCCUUGACAAGGCCAAGCGUGAUCCUCGAGAUAGCCCAGGAGGACCAGCUGCCGGUGAUCUCGGCGAAGCACACCGGGCGGCGGUCUUUAACCUCAUAGGCGUGUGCUUGGGGCACCUUGGCAACUCGCAGAAGGCCAGCUCAAUCCUGGAGCUGCUGCUGGGCCAUGCCAGCAGCACAGCACCGGAACUCAACCGGGGAACCGUCCGAAGGGCCUUUGCUCGAGGUCUUGGCAUGGCAGCGUCAAGACACCUUGAGCUGACGCUGACGGCCAUUGCAAAGGUUGCCAAGACGGAUGCUGCCACGCGACGGACUGGCUCCUUGCAAAGUGCCUGGUUCGGGAAGAGCACUGCUGCGCAGCUAGCCGAGCAGCCGGGGCCACGGACUUGCCAGCACUUUCCCCAACCCCAGGGACACCCUUAG